Syzygium oleosum is the source of this 1885-nucleotide messenger RNA. RefSeq names its product protein DETOXIFICATION 53-like. Gene Ontology annotation, molecular function: xenobiotic transmembrane transporter activity; antiporter activity. The transcript is spliced from 2 exons. The record is from RefSeq and is a predicted model, not a curated record. NCBI's taxonomy places the organism in Eukaryota, Viridiplantae, Streptophyta, Magnoliopsida, Myrtales, Myrtaceae. Gene Ontology annotation, cellular component: membrane. Bases 51 to 1514 code for a protein of 487 amino acids. Gene Ontology annotation, biological process: xenobiotic detoxification by transmembrane export across the plasma membrane.
GUUAGCAAUACAAAUUCAGCUCACAAGCGCAAAAUUUCACUAAGAGAAGGAUGGGGUCAAGAGCUUUUAACUUCUUUGCUAGGUUUCUCCGACCAUUAACCGAUGGCGCGAUUCUUGGAAAUCAUUCUCUGGACGAGGUGAGGCAAGCAACACUAUCACUGGGCAAAACUACCGCCCCAAUUGCAGCCACCACACUCCUCAUCUUCUCCAGGUCCAUCAUCUCCAUGCUCUUCCUGAGCCGUCUCGGCAGAACAGAACUGGCCGGUGGUUCGCUGGCGCUAGCAUUCGCAAACAUCACAGGCCACUGUGUUCUCAAGGGCUUGGCCAUGGGGAUGGAACCCAUUUGCUCCCAAGCCUUUGGGGCCAAGAAACCGUCCAUUCUCAUCCAAACCUACCAAAAGACUCUCCUCUGUCUCCUCCUCAUUUGCAUCCCGAUUUUCCUCCUGUGGCUCAACAUAGAACCUCUGUUCCUGAGACUCGGCCAGGACGAAGGCGUGGUGAAAGUUGCCAGAGCUUGCAUGGUUUGCUUCGUUCCCGAAUUGUUUGCUCAAGCUCAUCUUCAGCCUAUGAGGACCUUCCUUAGGACACAAGGUUUGACGACUCCCGUGACAUCGGCUUGCCUGUUCGCAGUUGUCUUACACCUCCCGAUCAACUAUCUUCUUGUGAUUUACAUGGACUUGAGGGCGAAAGGCGUCGCCCUGGCUCUUGCCUGGAGCACAAUCGACACUAACUUGGGUCUGUUGACCUACCUAGUCAUAUCUAGGAAGACCCUAAAACCUUGGCAAGGAAGGGGCAUCUUCCUCCGAAACUUCCGUGAGUGGAGGUGGAGGCCGUUGCUAACCCUAGCAGUGCCGAGCUGCGUCGCUGUGUGCUUGGAGUGGUGGUGGUACGAUAUUCUGCUCUUUCUAUGCAGCUUCCUCAAAAACAACUCCAGAGCUAGCAUCUCUGCAAUGGGGAUCAUGAUCCAAAUAGCAGGUUUAUUCUACACGCUCCCUUUUGCUCUAAGCUCGAGCCUCUCGACUUGCAUUGGCCAUGCACUCGGUGGGGGUCACCCGUGCCGAGCCCGGGUUCUAUCCACUGUAGGAAUCAUGGCAUCAAUUUUUCUCGGUUUCCUCACCUUCAUUUUCAUGAUUACCAUGCGAUCAGCUCUCGGCAGAAUGUACACGAGCGAGCUGGAGAUUCUUAAUAUAGUAUCCGCGGCGCUUCCAAUCUUGGGGUUGUGUGGGCUUGUGGGUGCUCCUCAAACAGCUGUUCAUGGAGUCCUAGCAGGGACUGCUUGCCCGGAUCUGGGAGCGCGUAUAAAGCUAUUUUCGUUCUACUUCAUCGGAAUGCCGAUUGCUAUUCUAUUGGCCUUCAAGUGGGAGUUCGGUUUCAGGGGCCUAUGGUUUGGGCUGCUAGCAUCUCAGAUCUCUUGCGUUUCUAUGAUGGCCUAUACAUUGACGAAUAUGGACUGGAAGCAGCAAGCCGAAAGGGCCGUUGAGCUGACAGAGGCUGCUGGAGACAAGGAUGAUUAAGAAUCUUAAACGAUUCCGAUGGGAUUGACCCUGUAAAUACGGUGUUUCGUGUGUGUUUGUUCCGACAUCUGUAACUUGCUUUGCAUUGUGACCGAAUGUGAUAUUAGUUGCUUUGUGUACGUGCUAAAAACCUUUCAAGAGAUCAUAUGCGAUUCAUAUAAGAUAACAUAGACAGCAUAGAGACUUGUUAGCACUGAACGCUGAGAAAGAUCGACUUUAUAAGGGACAAAAUACAGAACAGAAGAUACGAUUAGCAUACAACCUAAAUGUUGUCCAUAAGGCAACCCUCGGAGUAGUAUCAGCCCAUUGUUCCACACGUAUCAUCUGUUGCCUCAAUAGAUCAACAGGAAUGGCACUACAGGUAUUGACAG